GUCAAUUCAUCCAGAACCUGUACAAUCUUGCAAACCGUCUGGGCCUGACGACCGGUUCUUGGCAACGAUCCUUGAGCUUGAGAUCCUUGAGCCUGAGGAGAUCCUGGAUAGCGGAAGGUCGAAAUCAAAAUCAGACCUUCUCAUCUCACAAUUUGCAAACUCGCAAAAGCAAAAACGAAACGCAAGCAACUAUCAUAAUAGCUACAGAUUCGCAAGAAUACUUCGGUAAGCAACGAACUCGCGCACCAUGAUGUUCAAGUCUAUUCUUUUGAGCGCCCUUGUCCUCCUUGGUUUGUCCGGUCCUGUUCUUGGCCGCAUUGGAGAGGAAGACGAUGCGGAGAGAAGUCUUGGGAGCGACGACCAGAGGUGGCUUUGCAGGGUGGACCGUGUUCGUUUUUUUAAGACAUUGAAUGAUAAUGGAGAUGAAGAAGAGUAUGAGCUGCAACUUGACUAUGAUUUCUUUAGUUGGAGUAACGUCCUUGCUUGGAAUAGGUAUUUUUGGAAAGUCGACAACGUUUACUUCAAGAGCGAAAUCGUGCAAGCAGAGCAUGACAAGCACAUCACGGAACCUGACAGUUACAAGGCAAACCGUUUUUACGAUGCAUACAUGCUGAACUACUUCGGCGAACCUUGCAAUCCCCCAACCGACACGGAGUCCACAAACUAUGACGUUGUGGACGGAGGCUUCUAUGGCUGUUACAUUUAUCGCAACUUCGGGAGCAUAUUAUCGGAAAGUAGGGCAAAUGGCAAUUGGUGCUGGGACCCAGCUCAGUCUGAUAAGAUGAAGCUCCAUGCUAGUUUUUAUGUUCGAGAGAUGGAUGCUGGCUCUACUGACCUUGGAAGCCAAAUGUACUAUCAAUCGCAUGAUGAUGGUUGGGAGCUCCAUCCCAGUGCAAACAGUAACGGCAACUGGCACAGGUAUUUCACAAAGGACUCAAGUGAUGGGCGCAAGACCAGGGUCAUCGUUCAAUGCUGGACGGAGGAGGGAUCGUGCCAGGACAUUGGUUAUGACACUUACUUUGGCUCUGACGAUUAAAGUGCAUCCUGGUGGGUGAAAAGGCCGGGUGUGAUGAACAGGAUCAUCGGUAAUUGGACAAGUGAAACGAAAACUGUGCGACGAACAAAGAGAGAUCAUUGAGUGAUCAAGACGCUGGACAACGGACUCGGAAAGGAAUACAUCAGAUACAUCAGAUACAUUAAAAAGAAGAACAGGAAAGAGUCGGAGACACGAAUAAGGACGAGUCAAGGAGGUAGUAUUUGUAAUACAUCAUAAGCAAAGCUGUAAUGGCAAGACAUCUUUAGAUGUAA
Molecule: messenger RNA, 1308 nt
Organism: Seminavis robusta
Lineage: Eukaryota; Bacillariophyta; Bacillariophyceae; Naviculales; Naviculaceae
Source: the annotation of a GenBank genome assembly